This is a messenger RNA of Acanthisitta chloris (rifleman), 2082 nucleotides long. RefSeq names its product RAS protein activator like 1 (GAP1 like) (gene RASAL1). Gene Ontology annotation, biological process: intracellular signal transduction; regulation of GTPase activity. The record is from RefSeq and is a predicted model, not a curated record. Lineage: Eukaryota; Metazoa; Chordata; Aves; Passeriformes; Acanthisittidae.
GUCUGGCUCCAGUGAUCCCUACUGCGUGGUCAAGGUGGACAACGAGGUGGUGGCCAGGACAGCCACAAUAUGGAAGAGCCUGAACCCUUUUUGGGGUGAGGAAUACACCCUGCGCCUGCCCCACAGCUUCCACAACCUCACUGUCUACGUGUUGGAUGAAGACACCAUCGGGCAGGACGAUGUCAUUGGGAAAGUCUCACUCAGCCACCAGCAGAUCUCAGCUGAGCCACGGGGCAUUGACAGCUGGCUCAGCCUGGCACCUGUGGUUCCUGAUGAGGAUGGGAUCCAUCUGGAGCUGUGUGUCCUCGCGAAGGGCCACCCACGAGUAUUGCGCUGCCACCUCAUUGCGGCCAGGGACCUGGCACCCCGGGACCCCUCAGGCACCUCGGACCCCUUUGCCCAGGUGUCGUGCUGUGGGCACAUGUUGGAGACAGCUGUGAUUAAGAAAACCCGUUUCCCACACUGGGAUGAGGUGCUGGAGUUCGAGCUGCCAGAGGGCAAGCUGGGGAAGGCUGUGCUGAGUGUGGAGGUGUGGGACUGGGACAUCGUGGGCAAGAAUGACUUCUUGGGACGGAUCGAGUUCCCCUUGGACACCAUUGGCACAGAUCCCACCAAGGGCUGGUUCCAGCUCCUGCCCUUCCCCAGCACUACCGAGGCCCAUGGGGGGCAGCUGGGUGCCCUGCGGCUGGCAGUCAGGCUGGUGGAAGACAUGGUCCUGCCCCACCACUGCUACCAGCCCCUCAUCCAGCUCCUCACUGAGCCCAUCCUCUGCCCAGGCCAGCCCCUCGAUGGCACAGCCCUGGCCAUCCUGGAGGAGGUGACCUCAGGGGAGAGCCGGCAGGACGUGGCCACCAAGCUGGUGAAGAUUUUCUUGGGGCAGGGACUGGCCAUGCUCCUCCUGGACUAUCUCACCACCUGCGAGCUGGCCAGGACCACUGAUCCAAACACCCUCUUCCGCUCCAACUCACUGGCCUCCAAGUCCAUGGAGCAGUUCAUGAAGGCAGUGGGGCUGCCCUACCUGCAUGAGGUCCUGAAGCCCGUGGUGAAACGCAUUUUUGAGGAGAAGAAGUAUGUGGAGCUGGACCCCAGCAAGAUGGAGCUGAGCCGUGGCAGAAGGAUCUCCUUCAAGGGGUCCCUGUCAGAGGCACAGGUACAGGAGAGCAGUCUGGAGCUGCUGAAGGGCUACCUGGGGGACAUCAUCGAUGCCAUCGUGGGCUCAGUGGAGAAGUGUCCCUUCCCCAUGAGAGUGGCCUUCAAGCAGCUCCGCAGGCGGGUAGAGGAGAGGUUCCCUUUGGCGCAGCACAAGGAGGUGCAGUACUUCUCCAUCAGUGGGUUUCUCUUCCUCCGCUUCUUUGCUCCUGCUGUGCUCACCCCAAAGCUCUUCAGCCUCCAGAAGCAGCACGCUGACUCCCGCACCACUGCUGCUUGCCAAGUGUGACCCCUUCCCUGCAUGGGGCAGGCACUGCAGAGCAUCGGGAACCUGGGGCUGCAGCUGGGGCAGGGCAAGGAGCCAUGGAUGGCCCCACUGCACUCCGUCUUGCUGUCCAGUGUCACCCGUGUCAGGACCUUCCUGGAUGACCUGGUCACCGUGGAGUGCACCGAGGUGGGUGAGGAACCAGUGCCGCUGGCUCUUCCCCACCUCUUGGCCACCGCCAAGGAGGGGUACCUGCACACCUGCACAGCGGGGGGGUCUGCCCUGCUGCCCCAAUUCGCCUUCAAGAAGAGGUACUUCUGGCUCAGCACCCAGGCCCUGGCCUACUCCAAGUCCCCCAAGGCGCAGGUGAGCUGCUCCAUCCCAGUGGAGAAGAUACGAGCGGUGGAGAAGGUGGACGAGAGCACCUUCCAGCAUCCCCAUGUCAUGCAGGUUGUGGCACAGGAUGAUACUGAGCAGCUCCACACCACCUACAUCCAGUGCAAGUUGCCCCACCCGGUCACUUUCCGCUCCGGCCGCUGGACCUGCUGCCUGCAGCCUGCCUGCACUGCACCUGGGUGCAGCCGGACCCACAGCACAGUGGUGCUGGACGAGUGGAGUGACCCUCUGGACCUUGCAGCAGCAGCACAGACCCUCUACAGGCACCUGCG